AUGGAAAAACCAUUAUCCCCUGAAUCCGGUGCUUUUUCAAGCGGAUUUUUCAUUCCAGUUCCGCUUUUACUGAAAAAAUGUAUUCCUGCAUUGUUGUUAACUGCUAUCUCCUUCUGCAGCAAUGCACAGGUGGCCGUUAACCAGGAAGAUGCAGCCAAUGCGGAGGCAUUGUCAAGAAAGUACAAAGACGAUGAUGUUAUCUGUACAUCGUCUCAUCUCUCCUUUAGUUUCGACAAGGGCAAAAAUGCGCUGGGCGAUAAAGUGGUAGUGAUUCAGGAAGAUGCGGAGCUGGAUUUCUUGUCGCUGAAGAAAUUUGCGGCGCUUAUCUACCCUGAGUUUUACAAUAAAUUUAUCCAGGUAAAGGCCUUUAAAAAGACCGUUAAGGUGGGCGCCCGGUACGCCAAUUCCAGACAGCUGCCCAUGGACAGAUCUGUAACCAGCGAAGGUGUUUUUUUUGAUGAUAGCCGCGUGCAGUAUUUCCCUAUCCGGUUUUCCCAGAAGGGAAGCAUGGCAAAAGUGCUGGUGAAAAAGGAGUUUUCGGAUGGCCGCUACCUUACCCGGCUAUUUUUCGCCGAGCCUUACCCGGUAAAGGAAAAAGUACUUGAGUUCAAAGUGCCUGAAUGGCUGACUGUAGAUUUUAAAACCAUCAACUUCGAAGGGUAUAAAAUUGAACGGCAGGAGAAUAAAAAAGGCGGGUAUGUCAACUACAUAUUUACCAUGAAGGAUAUUCCCGCUACAAAACAGGAAUACCGUGGCAUUGGUCAUGCUUACACCGACCCGCAUAUCAUUAUACAGAUAAAAUCUUUUGACAGCAAGGGUGAGACCCUGAAAGGUUUUGAUAAAACAGAUGAUACCUAUGCCUGGAACAACCGCCUGUAUGGAAUGGCGGGCAACAAAAAAGAAGCGCUGCAGUCUACCCUGGCAAAAAUUACCCAGGGCAAGACAACCGAUAUAGAAAAAAUAAAAGCUAUUUAUUAUUGGGUGCAGGAUAAUAUCCGGUACAUCGCCUACGAAGAUGGUUACUCAGGGUAUAUUCCGGCCGGGGUACAGGAUGUGCUGGCAAAGAAAUUUGGUGACUGCAAGGGUAUGGCCAACCUGCUAACAGAAUUGCUGGUGAUGGCAGGCUACGAUGCACAUUUUACCUGGAUAGGUACCCGUUCUAUUCCUUACCAGCAAUCGAUGCCUGCGCUUUGUGUAAAUAACCAUGCUAUUACUACCUUAUAUUUUAAAGGGGCCACUUAUUUCCUGGAUGGUACUGAAAAAUAUGCACCUUUUGGAGAAAAUGCUUACCGAAUACAGGGUAAGGAGGCCAUGAUUGCCAAAGGCGCUGCGUACGAUUUGAAGACGGUGCCCCUGACUACCGGCAACGACCAUAAAAUAUUUACAAAAGCUGAUUUUGUAUUGACCAGUGAUUUGCUGACCGGUAAAAUGAAAGUAGUGCUUACAGGUAACGAACGCAAAGAUUUUCACCAGUCGUACCAGGAUCUGCCCGUUACCUCCCAAAAGGAAUUUUUAAACGACUUUCUUGAAUUUGGCAACGACAAUAUGCAGGCUGCCAAUAUUAAAACAAGCGAUUUAAAAAACCGCGACAUCCCCGUUAGCAUUGAAGGGGAUGUGGAUUUAAGCAAUUAUGUGAACAGUAUUUCGGGCGAUAAAUACGUCAGCAUUGACUUCUUUCCCAAAAACCUGGAGCGCUUCAUGCCCGAUGAGAAGCGGGUUGGCGGCUACGAUUUUGAUGAUGUAAUGACCUAUGAAGAUGAGAUAACACUCAGCAUCCCGGCCGACACAAAGUUUGUAGAUGUGCCGGAGAAGGUAGAAAUGAGCUAUGAAGGCUAUGAGUUCAAAGGCGAGUAUACCGUUACCGCAGGAGCCACGUCGUAUGAUGUAUACCUGGCCGCUGGCAAUACAGUGCCCACCGUGCUGGUUACCAAUACCACCGCUUUAACCUACUAUGCAACCAACCUUACCGCCAAUACCCUGUACAGCUGGUAUAUUGCCCCAAGAAAUGCCAAUGGUGCCAAUACUGCCUGUGGUACUACCAACAGAACAACGUUCACAACAGCAGUAGCAACUGGCGGCGGUAAUAUUGCGCCCGUAUCCAAUGCGGGCAGCAAUAUAUCCAUCACUUUGCCGGUGAGUUCGGCAACAUUGAAUGGAAGUGCAUCUUAUGACCCGGAUGGCAGUAUUGCCGAGUUCUUCUGGUACCAGAUACAGGCGCCUGUUGCUGUUUCAAUAGGUAAUCCUUUCUCAAUGACGCCGGCUAUUACGGGGCUUACCACUGCAGGUACCUAUAUCAUCGGUCUGCAGGUAAAAGACAAUAAUGGUGUAACUGCCUAUUCACAGGUAUCCAUUACAGUAAGCCCGGCAAGUACGGUACCCGCCUGCGUAACCAAUACGUCGCCUGCCAAUGGCAGUACUGUUGCCGCUCAAACUACCGCUACCCUAACAUGGCCAGCUGUGGCAACGGCUACCUCCUACAAUGCUAGCGGAUUGACGGCCGGUACCUUGUACAGUUGGUACAUUGCACCAAGAAAUGCAGUGGGUGCUGCGACCGGUUGUGGAGCAAACACCACCAGCUUUACUACAGCCGUGGCAUUGCCUCCUUGUGUAAUCAAUACAUCUCCUGCCAAUGGCAGUACCGUUGCCGGUCAAAACACCGCCAGCUUAACAUGGCCGGCGGCAGCUUCGGCCACCUCAUAUGAUGUAUACCUGGCAGCCGGCAGCGGUGUGCCGGCAACACUUGUCACCAACACCACUUCAUUAACUUAUAAUGCAAGCGGCUUAACAGCCGGCACUUUGUACAGCUGGUAUAUUGCACCAAGAAAUGCGGGCGGUGCAAACACAGCCUGUGGCGCUUCAAACAGAACCACGUUUACCACAGCAGCGCCCACAACUGCUCCAUCCUGUGUAACCAAUACAUCGCCUGCCAACGGCAGUACCAUCGCAGCUCAAACUACUGCUGUGUUAACAUGGCCUGCUGCAACCAAUGCCAGCUCUUACGAUGUAUACCUGUCGGCAGGAGGCGGUGUACCAACAACACUGGUAACCAAUACCACUUCUUUAACCUACAAUGCAGGUGGAUUAACAGCCGGUACCCUGUACAGCUGGUACAUUGCACCCAGAAAUGCAGUUGGUGCGGCUACUGGUUGUAGUGCUAAUACAACCACGUUUACAACGGCAUCCGUGCCUGCUUGUAUCAUCAAUACAUUGCCGGUCAAUGGAUCAAAUUUGCCUUCACAAACAUCAGCGAGACUUAACUGGCCGGCUUCGUCGGGUGCGGUGUCUUACGAUGUAUACCUGGCUGCGGGCAGUGCAGUGCCUACUGUGCUGGUUAGCAAUACCACGGCUUUAACCUACUAUGCAACCAACCUUACCGCCAAUACCUUGUACAGCUGGUAUAUCGCUCCAAGAAAUGCCAGUGGUGCCAACACGGCCUGUGGUACUACCAGCAGGACAACCUUUACAACCGCAGUAACAACAGGCGGCGGCAAUGCAGGACCGGUAUCCAAUGCAGGAAAUAAUAUAACGAUCACGCUGCCGGUGAAUUCUGUAGUAGUGAAUGGAAGCGCCUCCUACGAUCCUGAUGGCAGUAUUGCUGAGUUUUACUGGUACCAGAUUGGGGCACCUGUUCCGGUUACCAUAAGCAAUCCCUUCUCCAUGACGCCCACUAUUACCGGUCUUACCACGGCAGGCAACUACACAAUUGGGUUGCAGGUAAAAGAUAAUAAUGGCGUACCGUCUUAUUCCCAGGUAAUAAUUACGGUAAAUGCAGCGGGCGCAAGGAUAGCAGCUGCAACAACAACACAAAUACAGCCGGCAACAGCACAGUCCGGUCUUCAGCCGCUUGCUGCGAUUAUUACUAAAACAGGGAUAUACCCCAAUCCUGUUAUAAAAGGCCAGAACGCUGUACUGCAGCUGCACAGCAAUGCCGGCGGUAUGGCCAAUCUGCAGGUAGUGAAUACUAUGGGAAAUGCUGUACAAAACCAGCAACUGUCUUUUGCUCCGGGUGCAAAUACCAGGGUAUUGCGUACGGCCAACCUUUCUCCGGGGAUAUACGUAAUCAGAAUUACCGGUAAUGUUGACAAAACAGCCACUUUGAAACUGGUAAUACGAUAA
Molecule: messenger RNA, 4116 nt
Organism: Ostertagia ostertagi
Lineage: Eukaryota; Metazoa; Nematoda; Chromadorea; Rhabditida; Trichostrongylidae
Source: the annotation of a GenBank genome assembly